Molecule: messenger RNA, 3868 nt
Organism: Doryrhamphus excisus (bluestripe pipefish)
Lineage: Eukaryota; Metazoa; Chordata; Actinopteri; Syngnathiformes; Syngnathidae
Gene: ccdc102a
Product: coiled-coil domain containing 102A
Cellular component (GO): myosin complex
Source: RefSeq, a predicted model, not a curated record
CUUCCGCUGCGAGGAUGACUUCCGCCCACCGAGAAGAAGAAAAUAGCAGUAAGAAAAUGAGCAACGGACCAAAUGUUUGUUUGCCUUAAGCUAAAUUCUCAGCUAUUUCACCGGAAUCCAACGUUUACCCCCAAAGGAUUAUUUUCUUCAUUCGCUUGUUCGGUUAAUGAGUGGCUGGGGAGGAUGAUGAUUUCCUGAUCUUUCACCUCUCAGUCCAACCAAGAACAAGCAUGAACCACACCCCCAGUCCCCACCUGUCUGAUGGCAACAAGUCGCCAGGAGGCGGCCUGUUGUGCAGCCUGGGGAUUGGUUCUGACAGCGGGAUCCGUUCGCCGGAAAGCCUUAUCCACACCCCUAGCCCAAAUGGAGGGACCCCCAGCUCCAGCCCUCCGCUGCUACUGUCACCUGGGUUUGGGGGCCUGGGUCUGGGAGCCUUGGGCAUGAUGGGGGAGGCGGCUGGGGCAGACUGGGAGAGCAGGGAAGAGCUGAGACUCAGGGAGCUGGAGGAGGCACGGGCCAGAGCAGCUCAGAUGGAGAAAACCAUGCGCUGGUGGUCCGAUUGCACGGCCAACUGGAGAGAGAAAUGGAGCAAGGUUCGAGGAGAGCGUAACCGUGCACGUGAUGAAGUCCGCCAGUUGAGGCAGAGGUUGGACGCUCUCACCAAGGAGCUGACGAGCGUACGCAGAGAACGUCAGGAACUAGCAUCAGAGGUGGAAGUGCUGAAACAGGAUCUUCGCAGUGAUCCCACCGCUCCUCCUCCAGCCACCAGUUCUUCUUCUUCCUCACCUGCUCACCAACUCUGUGCUGCUUCCGCCUCUUCCUCUCCGUCCAUCGCACCGCCCUCCCCUGCCUUCUCCACCUCGCAAGGCCACACUGACUGCAAGUUGGACAGGUUAGAAGAGGGGCCACCUGGGUCGCCAGAGCCAGAACCAGUGAGGGACAUGGACAUGAACGCACAAAAAAGUCAACAAAAGGAAAUGGAGCUGCUUCAGUCUGUGCUGCAAUUACGAGCGUCAGGUGGCGACACACAAGAGUCAUGGGAUGGUGUGAGCGGCAACGGCAUGAACCCGCCCGGCGCUCGUUCGUCCUCAGCUUUGAGCCGGCAGGAACGCAACAGGCAGCUUUGGGGGGACAUGAGCGCCACCGAGGACGAGUCCAGCAAACUCAACGCCUUACAGCUUCGCCUGGAUGAGUCCCAAAAAGUCCUGCUGAAAGAGAGAGAAGACAAGCUGGCUUUGAGUAAGAGCAUCGAGAAGCUGGAGGCUGAGCUCAGUCAGUGGAAACUUAAGUAUGAGGAGCUGAGCAAAAAUCGUCAGGAAGUCCUCAAACAGCUGAAUCUACUGAAGGAACUGCAUCAGGAUGAACUUGGUCGCAUAUCUGAAGACCUGGAGGAUGAACUUGGAGCUCGUACCAAUAUGGACAAGAAACUAGCAGAAUUACGAACUGAGAUGGAGAGGCUGCAAGUGGAGAAUGCAGCAGAAUGGGGUCGCAGAGAGCGCUUAGAGACAGAGAAACUGGCACUGGAGAGGGACAACAAGAAGCUGAGGGCACAGGCUGAAGACCUGGAAGAACAGCUAACAAAGAAACGCCGUCAGGCUGCAUCGGCCAUCGACACGGACCUGAAGGCCAUGCAGACUGAGUUGUUUGAGAAAAACAAGGAGCUGGCUGACCUUCGCCACAUUCAUGCAAAGCUGAAGAAGCAGUUCCAGGAGAAGACAGCAGAGCUCGCCCAUGCCAACAGACGGGUGGAGAGCCAUGAGGCGGAAGUCAAAAAGCUUCGCCUGCGAGUGGAGGAGCUAAAAAAAGAAUUGGGACAGGCAGAAGAUGAGCUGGAUGAGUCCCAUAACCUGUCAAGAAAACUGCAGAGGUCUUUGGAUGAACAAGUCGAACAGACCGAGAAUCUGCAGGUGCAAUUGGAACAUUUACAGUCCAGACUGCGGCGACAGCAGCUGAGUCCUGGGCUGUUUGGGAAGAUGCGAUCGGCUCGGUUCAGCCCCGAUGUUCCCGACGGUCCGACCAGCGACGUGGAUGAUGAAGAGGAGCAACUGCAGCUCCAGAUCCCUGGAUGACACUCAGGCACACAUGCAGUGAAGGAUAUUGUUUGACCAAAAUGACCUGAAAGAGCGUCAUCACGCGAGGAAAAGACAGUGAGGUGAUGAAACGAUCAUCACACUGCUAUUCCAGUUCACCGGUAGAUCCUGAUUGGUCCUGGUUCUGGAAAAAAAAAGAAUACUUUUGUGUCUGGGGUGAUUUUACAGAACAUUUUGCAUUUUUCAAACCCAAGUUGAGUUGCUAUCUCAAAGAAAACGCUUGUGAACGGGAAUCAUGUACUUCAUGAACAUCUGUGUAAAGAUUCUCCAUCAAAGUAGAAGCAGAUUAAAAUACUACAUCAUAAUAGUAUGAUCAACAUACUGUAUACACAGUCCCACUCCCAUUCAGACAUAAAUUACUGUGCAAAAGUCUUAGGUUCGGAAAGGAACAUCAUUAGGGUGAUCCUGGAAGGGCUUUUGUCCGAUUAACCGAGGUGGAUUUAUUUGGUCUGGUAUUCUAUUUACUGAAGCUACGGCACACAUACAAUCACGAAGAGAAAUCGCCAGGAAUGCCUGACUCCCUCACGUUAUGAAUCCCUGGGUUCCGGCCACUCACCAACUGGUAGGAGCCGUCCUUCCAUUUUUGUCUUGGCUUAGGUUCCCACGGGCAGAUUGACUCUUCUGAAUUGCGGCUCACCAUUUCUGUUCAACGGUUGAGAAUAGCGUGUGAGAUGUCCGAUUUGCUCUAUUUGACCGAUGGGUUCAUCUUAGGCCAACGAGUCUAUCCUACAAUUUGUACUGUACAAUGAAACUCCAACGAAUGAAAAAUGAAUGGAUAUGCUCAUAAAAAUGUCUAUUUUUGAUAUACGGCUCGCUCCUCCUGUUAGCACCUAACGUUGUUCUCUGAUUUCAGAUCAACAUUUGCAAUAAAAGCGAAAUUUGUCAGUUUUACAUUAGCUUCAUCUCCAAAACCUUCCUAUAAUGUUUUUGAACAAAAAUUUUAAUUUGUGAACACGCGAGGAUCAACUUUAAUAUACAAUAGUUAGCAUGCAGAGACAUUGGCUAGUUAUAUUCUUGCAUGCGUAUACUACGUAUCAUGGAAACGCAGUAAAACACAAUAAGCAGGAUUACAGGAAGCAAAAUAUUCCAUUUCAAGCAAACUUUGUGGGGACGACUUGGUGAAAUAUUAGUGAGUAAGUGUAUCAAGAUGCUGGUUAUCAAUAUUAUAUGUAGUUUGAGUCUGUGUGGCAUCAAAGGUUAUUUAGUUAAUUAGUAAGGUUAAUUAAUUAGGUUAAUUAGUAAUAUUCAGCCUGGAUUGGUCCAUUAACCAGAAAGUAGUAUGCUUGCCAGUUACCAGAGAAAGACAAGUACACCAUGAUGGUGAUCUGCACGCUACUGAGUAAAACAACACAAGACUUUUGCACAGUACUUUUAUUGAUACUUUUACUGUUUUUUGCCAGUCCAGUGAUGUUUGGUGUUUUGAUACCUUCAUAAUACCCCUGAAUGUCAUGUCUGGAACAAAAGUGUGUUGUUGUUGUUGUUGUUUUUUAUAUCUAUUUUGUCUUAUUAAAGCACCACAAUACCUUGUUAAAUUAUACAUAGAGCAAUGAUUGUAUUUGUCAUUGAUACAUCUUAUAUAAGCACACAGGAGAAAACCAAAUAAGAUUGUCCUAAUAACCAAUUAUUUUAUACUAACACGGGCAACGUUCCCACUCAAAACUAAACUUAAAAUGACUCAUUAUUCAUAUUAGAUUAGAAUUCAUUUUAAUGAAUGGUCUUAUAGUAAAAUGAUGGGGGAUACAUUUCUAAAAUACUACUAAUGUCAAACAUCUGUGAUG